AUGUGUUUCAUGUUUGGUGUAAUUGGACAAUUAGGUUACGUCAGUGUUGGGAAAAGUUACGUCAGUGUUGGGAAAAGUUACGUCAGUGUUGGGAAAAGUUACGUCAGUGUUGGGAAAAGUUACGUCAGUGUUGGGAAGAGUUACGUCAGUGUUGGGAAGAGUUACGUCAGUGUUGGGAAGAGUUACGUCAGUGUUGAGAAGAGUUACGUCAGUGUUGGGAAGAGUUACGUCAGUGUUGGGAAGAGUUACGGCAGUGUUGGGAAGAGUUACGUCAGUGUUGGGAAGAGCUACGUCAGUGUUGGGAAGAGUUACGGCAGUGUUGGGAAGAGUUAUGUCAGUGUUGGGAAGAGUUACGUCAGUGUUGGGAAGAGUUACGUCAGUGUUGGGAAGAGUUACGUCAGUGUUGGGAAGAGUUACGUCAGUGUUGGGAAGAGUUAUGUCAGUGUUGGGAAGAGUUACGUCAGUGUUGAGAAGAGUUACGUCAGUGUUGGGAAGAGUUAUGUCAGUGUUGGGAAGAGUUACGUCAGUGUUGGGAAGAGUUACGUCAGUGUUGGGAAGAGUUACGUCAGUGUUGGGAAGAGUUACGUCAGUGUUGGGAAGAGUUACAGGCACAGUGUUGGGAAGAUUACACGUCAGUGUUGGGAAGAGUUACGUGAAUGUUUGGAAGAAGUUACGUCAGUGUUGGGGAAGAGUUACGUCAGUGUUGGGAAGAAAUUACGUCAGCGCAGUGUUGGGAAGAGUUACGUCAAUGUUGAGAAGAGUUACAGUUACGUCAAUGUUGGGAAGUACGUCAGUGUUGGGAAGAGUUACGUCAGUGUUGGGAAGAGUUACGGCAGUGUUGGGAAGAGUUAUGUCAGUGUUGGGAAGAGUUACGUCAGUGUUGGGAAGAGUUACGUCAGUGUUGGGAAGAGUUACAGUUACGUCAGUGUUGGGAAGAGUUACGUCAGUGUUGGGAGGAGUUACGUCCGUGUUGGGAAGAGUUACGUCAGUGUUGGGAAGAGUUACGUCAGUGUUGGGAAGAGUUACGUCAGUGUUGGGAAGAGUUACGUCAGUGUUGGGAAGAGUUACGUCAGUAUCAGCAACAGUAACACAACCGUCAAUUGA
Messenger RNA from Homarus americanus (American lobster), 1104 nucleotides. RefSeq lists its product as uncharacterized. NCBI's taxonomy places the organism in Eukaryota, Metazoa, Arthropoda, Malacostraca, Decapoda, Nephropidae. The transcript has 4 exons. The record is from RefSeq and is a predicted model, not a curated record. Bases 1 to 1104 code for a protein of 367 amino acids.